AUGGCUGAAGCCAAGAACGCUGCGGAGAAAGCGCACCAAACCACAGAGCCAGAACAAGGGAACACAAGGGCUUCGUGGAGAACAUGCAGUGCAAGACUCCCACAGCAGAACGGAGGAACACUGAGGGCUGUCAUCUCACAGCCACCCAUGGUGACAGACUCAGAGUGGUUCGGUAUGAGCGCAGAGGAACAAUUGGCCUGGGCUAAGAGCUCUCAAGACCCUCGGAUUGCAGUAGGUUCCUAUUCCCCACUAGAAAAGAAAAUUAAGAGUUUAGGUGGCACCCAUUCUUCACGAGUGAGAAAACUGUUAGUCCAGGAGUUCCAACAGGAGAGUGAAACAGUUGAUAAACUUAAGACCAGGUCUUUUGACUUCCGGUUUGCUAAGGCAGAUUCCUACUACUAUCAGCAACAUAAGGAAAUGAUCAAAGAGGCAUGGAAUUAUAUACCUGAUUCAGAAUGGGCCAUUAACCCAGAGGAAGAGAAGAAGUCAAGAGGCAAAUUACCAGACAACACUAAAAAAUGGGACUAUCUAGUGUCUAAGAGGGAAAUGAAUCAUAUAGAAAAACACAUAAAAAGAGCUGAACGGGCAAGAGGCCUCAGGGACCACAAGUACAGACUACUACCUCAGAGAAUUCCAAGUGAAACCCUUUCCCCAAAACCACUAAUACCAGAAGAUGAAAAGAAUAAAGCUAUCCAGAAAACACAUAAAACUGUACCCCAAAAGCCCAAAGUCGCAUGGGCAAAGGAACAGAUGAAGCGACAUAAAGACCGCAUGAUGCAAGCGAGGGAACUCACAGAGCAGAAGAACGAGCAAAGAAAGACUCAAAAAUUCACCAGCCGCAUCCGUCCACUCUUAAAACCCCAAGUGGAGAAGGAGGAAGAGAAAGAGCUUGAAAAGGUCACAGCGUACCCCAUCAUCCAGCCUUCCAAGGAAAAACUUAUCGAGGUGACUAUUCUGAUGGAAAAGUCGAAAGUGGAUAAAGUGCAAAAACCACGCCAAAGAGAGCUCUUGAGUAUGCCACCGUUUUUGAAAAGUCAACUAGCAAGGAAAAAAAAGCUUAAGUUAUUUCCUUGA
Molecule: messenger RNA, 1074 nt
Organism: Chionomys nivalis (European snow vole)
Lineage: Eukaryota; Metazoa; Chordata; Mammalia; Rodentia; Cricetidae
Exons: 3
Coding region: 1-1074 (357 amino acids)
Source: RefSeq, a predicted model, not a curated record